AUGCUCAUCGUGAGCAGCCAGAACCCCGCCGUGGCAGCCAGGCUCAUCCACCACUCCCGCCAAGGCCACCAACAACACCCAGAAUACGUCUUCGUCCACUUCUCCCAGCCAAUCCCCAAGAUCACCAGCGUGCGCUCCCUCGCCGACGAGGCCUCGUCCUCCCCCAUCCCCCUCUCCCCCCAAGCACCGACGCCGGAACAGUCCACCGCCGUGCAGGACCUCGCAUCGUUCUACAGCGACUACAUCGCCUCCAUCAACACCCUCACCAUGGACCGGCACUUCCCCCGGUCCUGCCAGCCCCGGCUCACGCACAACGACCGGGCCCUCGACAUCCCCAGCUACAUCGCCCUCAUCGAGUCCUCGUUCGGGGACAUCCGCGGCCUGCGCUUCAACGUCGUCGACCUCGUCGCCGACGAGGGAAAACAGCAGGUCGCCUCGCGGAUCGAGUUCACCGGCCGGCCUGUCCGCCCGUUCCGCGGCGUCGAGCCGGGGGUUAACGGGGAGGAGGUCAAGUUCCACGAGCACGCGUUCUACUUCCUCGAGGGGGGCAGGAUCGUGA
Messenger RNA from Clonostachys solani, 559 nucleotides. The record is from the annotation of a GenBank genome assembly. NCBI's taxonomy places the organism in Eukaryota, Fungi, Ascomycota, Sordariomycetes, Hypocreales, Bionectriaceae.